Medicago truncatula (barrel medic) is the source of this 2368-nucleotide messenger RNA. RefSeq lists its product as uncharacterized. Bases 199 to 1599 code for a protein of 466 amino acids. The transcript has 4 exons. The record is from RefSeq and is a predicted model, not a curated record. Lineage: Eukaryota; Viridiplantae; Streptophyta; Magnoliopsida; Fabales; Fabaceae.
AAAUAAACACAUUUUAACAAUUGACAAGAAAAAAAAAAAAAACUAAGCAUCUCCUCUACAUAUGCAGCAGUUGCCAAAUUUCCCUUUUUUCAUAAACAAGUUGAAGUCCCACUGAACUGAACUCACCUCGCCGGAAAACGCUGCCAGAGUUUUUCGUCCGUCGUCAGAUACAGUCAUCCAAAAGGCUAAGGUGAUUUCAUGGCAGCCACUGGCCUGCCAGCUUUAGGUCGUGUGAAGCUCUCUGAUUUAGUUCCUUCAGAUGGGUUGCCGUCUGAUUCCUAUAAAAUUUCGGUUUCAAUUUUGUCGCAAUCACUAGCUCAGUUUUCAGCUGUCAUUGUUCAGUUUCCAGCAACUGAUGCGGCACUUCUAAGAUCUGGUUUAGAAUCUGCUCGUCUGUACUUCAAUCAACGAGAAACAUAUCCACCUGCAGAUAUGAUCCAUAAUAGUGACUCUCUUGAUUGGUGUAAAACCUCCGGUUACUAUGCAGAUCCUAAUUUGUGGCAAGAAACGUAUGAUUAUCGACCAGGUUUAACUCCUUUGGAACCGAAUAACUCAAUUGAGUUACCUCCGGCUGGCUUGUCCGAUAUCUUUUCUUUGUUUGGAAAAGCAGCAAGGGAUAUUCUUGAUGCAAUUAGCUACCAUUUGAACUUGCGAAGUUCUCCUUUUGUAGAAAUAUUGGAUAAUAUUCCCUUGAGAAAUCAGGAAAUCUCAUCUUCAGUUUUGUCUGUUUGCUGCCAUGCUAGGCCUUCAUUUCAAGGGCCACAACAACAUCAUAAUAUAGCUGCUACUCAAGAGGAUGGUCAAUUGCUUAUGUAUCCUGAUAAUGAUCACCAAGUCGAUAAAAGCUUGAUAUCUCUUGUGAAGUCUGACAGGGCGGGUUUACAUGUCAGAGACUAUCAAGGUCGGUGGAUUCUUGUGGAUGGUGAUUUGGGGCCUCAAGAAGCCAUUGUUUAUCCUGGGCUUGCUCUUUAUCAAGCAACAGCGGGAUAUGUAAACCCUGCAUUGCACAAAACUGAUACUAAUAUGGAGGCUAAUAUGUAUGGGCGGUGUUCUUUAGGGUUCAAACUUUUGCCUAAAUCAAUGACUAGUCUUGACUGUUCUGAAAUGAGAGCUGCGGGUUAUGGAGUCGACUCUCAGUUUCAGCUUCCUGUUCCCGUGGAUGAUUUUAUGCAAAGAUCCCAUCCAACUGAUCUUCUUUUUAAUAGACCUGCUUUCCAGUGCUUCAAUUUCCAACCAACACAUGACGGAUCUAUGAAGACUUUGGUACGGAGGAGGAAGCAAAAUCCUAAAAGCAAACCUCUGCCACCAUCCAAGAGAUUAAGGCUUGAAGCGCAGAGAGUUUUGAAAGAAAGAGUCCAAGAUAUCGCAGAUAAGAAAGGCAUCAAGCUGCGAUUUUGUAAUAUCAAGGAAUGUGAAAAUCAUAUUCACACCCUAGAUAGCCCGUGUGCAAAUAUACGAAUGGAGAUAGGGUGGCCACCCGGUGUACCAUUUGUACAUCCCCAUGAUUUGCCUAAUAAAGCAAAGCUGGGAUUUCUUGAGGCAUAUGAACCUGGUUGGACAGAAGCGCAUCAAAACAUAGACAGGAACCAGUCCCCUUGAUAUCCAUAUGGACAACAUGUUAUCAAAUUGUGAAGGUCUGAUGAGGAUAGGCCAAUAGUUCUCUGUUGGCCUCUGAACCUAUUUUUGGCUAGGUUUUAAGAGUUUAUGUCUGUCUUUAUAUAUGCCAUUGUGCAGCUUUUGAAGCAAAUGAAAGAAAGAAAGACUCUUGCAGCAUUGAAUUCUGUAGAUGUGUUCUGUUAUAGAAGUCUUAGAACUUCUUAGGAUUAUGAGACGCCGAUCCAAUCAAAAUGAAGCUUAGACUCAGCUGGACUUGAAUGCUCAUGCUGAUGGAGGUCUAACUGUCCAGAUCCAGAAUCUAUAAAAUGAAAGAGAAAACAACAACAGGCUACAAAAUAAUAGAAUAAUUGAGCUUCUCUUGGUCGGUCAUGAUCAUGCACAAAUCAUCUAUUAUCGGCUGGAGGAAUGGAAUGACUGUUAUCCGAUCUCUGCAUCAUGUUUAAAUGUAACCUACCAUUUGUCCUUGAGUUGUGUCUAUCACAGAGGAAGUUAUUCAAUUUGUGUGAAUACCAUAGCUUUAUGUGAUGAGAUAGCAUUCCAGCCUGCUUUGUUAGUUUAGUUUCUCAUCAUUAUGAAAAUGUCAUUCCUUACAAUGCUAUGCGAAAAUGUGGCUUAAUAUGUUUUCCUAUGUUGUGUAAUUAUAGUUGUGAAAAAUAAGCUAGAUGCAUACCAGCCAACUGCCAAAGGAUUGUAAUCUUUUGUUACUAUGAAAUUUGGUCAGAAAUGAUUUUCUCUGUCGAAGAACUACUUA